Lemur catta (Ring-tailed lemur) is the source of this 1475-nucleotide messenger RNA. RefSeq names its product general transcription factor IIF subunit 2 (gene GTF2F2). The record is from RefSeq and is a predicted model, not a curated record. Gene Ontology annotation, cellular component: transcription factor TFIIF complex. Bases 194 to 943 code for a protein of 249 amino acids. Lineage: Eukaryota; Metazoa; Chordata; Mammalia; Primates; Lemuridae. Gene Ontology annotation, biological process: transcription initiation at RNA polymerase II promoter; transcription by RNA polymerase II. The transcript is spliced from 9 exons.
AGUGUGCAUGAGGCUCUAAAAUCACUGAGGAAGAUCCUGGCAUGGUUUCCUGUAUCCUGGUAGGUGAGCGACGCCGGUUCAUCACGGUUGGUCUCCCCUUGCGGCUCGCCCUUUGCUCUGGACGCUCGGACCACAGCACCCCAGCUCCCGGGGCCGCUGCUCCGGCCCGCACGCCUCAGCUGAAGACAGACCCAUGGCCGAGCGCGGAGAACUCGACCUGACCGGCGCCAAACAGAACACGGGAGUGUGGCUGGUCAAGGUUCCUAAAUAUUUGUCACAGCAAUGGGCUAAGGCCCCUGGAAGGGGUGAAGUUGGGAAGCUGCGGAUUGCCAAGAAUCAAGGAAGGACUGAGGUGUCAUUUACUUUGAAUGAGGAUCUUGCAAAUAUUCAUGAUAUUGGUGGAAAACCAGCUUCAGUCAGCACACCUAGAGAACAUCCAUUUGUCUUGCAAAGUGUUGGAGGACAGACAUUAACAGUAUUUACUGAGAGCUCAUCAGAUAAGCUGUCAUUGGAAGGAAUAGUGGUACAAAGAGCUGAAUGCCGACCAGCUGCCAGUGAAAACUACAUGAGAUUAAAGAGAUUGCAAAUAGAAGAAUCUUCCAAACCUGUAAGGCUAUCACAACAACUGGACAAAGUUGUAACAACCAAUUACAAGCCUGUUGCCAAUCAUCAGUACAAUAUUGAAUAUGAAAGGAAAAAGAAAGAAGAUGGAAAGCGAGCCCGAGCUGAUAAACAACAUGUUUUAGACAUGCUAUUUUCAGCCUUUGAGAAACAUCAGUAUUAUAACCUUAAGGACUUGGUAGACAUAACAAAACAACCUGUGGGGUACCUGAAGGAAAUCUUAAAAGAAAUUGGUGUUCAGAAUGUAAAAGGGAUCCACAAAAACACAUGGGAGCUGAAGCCAGAGUACAGACACUAUCAAGGAGAAGAGAAGAGUGACUAAGAAGACCCCAGCCAGCAUGCUAGCAGAACAAUGAAUGCUGAGCAAAGGGCUUGCUGCUGGAAUACUUGAGCACCGUAUGUUAACAGGGGUAAAAUAGUAUUUCCAUUUCUCUUGGUAAAUUUUUUAAACCUCUAAUUCUUAUAAAGUUUAGUGUUUUUUGAGGAGAAAGAACAACUUUAUUUAUAGACUUAACUUGUAUUAAACCAGAUUAUUCAAUGGGAGUUGGGGUUGGGGGAUUAAGAGGGUUUUUCUUAAAUACUGGCUUUUAACAUGUAAAAUUAGGAAAUGUUUUUUAAAUGAGGACUCUCUAUCCUUGCUGUAUCUCUGAGGAGCCAAGGUAAUACAGAUCCAAAGAGAAUGGUCUAGCAGGAUAAAAAUGAUCAACUACAGAAACUCUUAAAAGGAAUGAAAAGCCAAAGUUUCUUAUUCUGAAGUUGUCAAAGAACAAAGCUGUCUUUGCUCUAAACAGAUGAUCAUGUUUCAUGUUCAUACACACAUUAAUAAAAGAAGAGCAUUUAAAUUUGCAGCGAAA